This is a messenger RNA of Dothidotthia symphoricarpi CBS 119687, 830 nucleotides long. RefSeq lists its product as uncharacterized. Bases 60 to 830 code for a protein of 256 amino acids. The transcript has 3 exons. The record is from RefSeq and is a predicted model, not a curated record. Lineage: Eukaryota; Fungi; Ascomycota; Dothideomycetes; Pleosporales; Dothidotthiaceae.
CACAACACACACACACUCGCAUUUUGUCUGCCCUCACUUCCUCGCCCACCAACGCCAAAAUGGGUGAUCAAUCGCAGGAAGAACAGGAAUUCUACCAGAAAGUCGUUGCAGCCAAGUUCGACUUUGAGAUGCCGGAGAAGAUUGCAAGAGCACGGGCGAAAUUGGAGAAGUUGCGGCAACGACGGAAGGAACUUGACGAGCAUCCAUCUCUCAUAUGGCUCCGGAGCAAACUGGAUAACAGCGACCUUGUGCCACUUGUCAAGCGGGCGAUUGUCAGCCUCAUCCAGUCGAACCAAAGGAGUCUCGAUGCAGUGCGUGCGGAGAAAGAGCAUGAAGUCGAUGCAGUGCGAGCGGCGAAACAGCAGGAGGUCGAUGCAGUACAAGCUAAGCUUGAUGAGCUGGGCGAACCGACGUCGCCGUUCCCAUCUCUACUCGACGAGCUAACUGAGUUAAGACUCGACGCACUGCGGCAUGCCAGCCUGAAGCUUAGGGGUCAAUGGAAAUGGUGGAUUGCGCUCAAGUACAGACAUGUAGAGGUGAGAUACGAGGGAAAAGAUGGGAAAGGAGACGUACGUGGGAAGUGCGCGGGCCUUUUCGAUCAGAAGGAAAUAUUCUCUUCGGAUAAUGCAAAGCCGAAGCAGAUGCAGGAGGAUAAUAAGGGACUGCAUUCGGAGAACGUGUCUUUGAAGCAAGAAGUUGAGAGGCUCUCUUCGGAUAGUGCAAAGCCGAAGCAGAUGCAGGAGAAGAAGAGCAAAGGACUGCAGAAGUGGCGUCUACCAGAGUUUCAUUGUGGUGCAGUGGAUGGUCGGCUUGGCCAGUAUUUGGUAUAG